Chara braunii is the source of this 4747-nucleotide messenger RNA. The record is from the annotation of a GenBank genome assembly. Lineage: Eukaryota; Viridiplantae; Streptophyta; Charophyceae; Charales; Characeae.
GGCAGUUUGUGUUUCUAUCUUCACAAAAUUUUCAUCAUGCUAUGUGAUUGCUCUGAUCUCAAUGAUCGUAUGGCUGCGUGCGCAUCUGAUGCUCAUGUGCAGGUGGCCACUUUGUGACUGCUUGAUUGCAUUCUAUUCCCAUGGGUUUCCUUUGGAGAAGGCAGAACAGUAUGCAAAGCUCAGAAAGCCAUACCUUCUUAAUCAGUUGGAGAGUCAGCAUGUAUUGCAUGACCGGAGGAAGGUUUAUGCGAAGCUGGAGGAAUGUGGCAUUCCCACACCCCAAUACAUGGUGGUAAAUCGGGAUGAACAUGACAAAGAGAUCGGUGUAUUCAUUGAGGAUGAGGACUGGAUCGAGCUUAAUGGAAGACGGAUGAAUAAGCCAUUUGUUGAAAAACCUGUUGAUGGUGAUAAUCACAGUGUUAUGAUAUACUAUCCAAGCUCUGCUGGGAGUGGAAUGAAGGAGCUUUUCCGCAAGGUUGGAAACCGAGCAAGUAAGUUCCAUCCUCAUGCGCGCCGAGUUCGUAGAACAGGGUCAUAUAUCUACGAGGAGUUCAUGCCAACAGGAGGAACAGAUGUUAAGGUGUACACAGUAGGACCUGAUUACGCACAUGCAGAAGCCAGAAAAUCACCAGCUUUGGAUGGGGUGGUGCAGCGGAGCCCUGAUGGCAAGGAGAUACGCUACCCUGUUCUUUUGACACCGGCUGAAAAGGCAAUAGGAAGAGAAGUUUGUACAGCUUUUGGGCAAGCGGUCUGCGGAUUUGAUCUUCUGCGUUCAAAUGGACGUUCAUAUGUCUGCGACGUGAAUGGUUGGAGCUUUGUCAAGAACUCUUACAAGUACUAUGAUGAUGCUGCAUGUGUGCUGAGGAGUAUGCUGCUUGAGCAAUUAGCACCACAUCUAUAUGCAGGACCAUUGGAAACAUUACCUUGGAGCAAAGGUGAUAUGUCGCCAAAGAGGGCAAACAGUGCUCACGGUGGAACGUUCGGGAGUGUGGAGGAGCUACGGGCAGUUGUGGCUGUGAUUCGACAUGGUGACCGAACACCGAAGGAGAAGCUGAAGAUGCGUGUGACUCAGGACCGACUGCUCAGCUUAAUGCUCAAGUAUAAUGGAGGAAAGCCACGCACGGAGGCAAAACUCAAAAGCGCAGUUCAGCUUCAGGAUCUGCUUGACGCAACCAGGAUGCUUGUGCCACGUGUUCGGAAUGGGAAGGAGAGUGACAGUGAAGCAGAAGAUCUAGAACAUGCUGAGAAGCUUCGCCAUGUGAAGGCUGUUCUUGAAGAGGGGGGGCACUUCUCCGGAAUCUAUAGAAAAGUACAACUGAAGCCAAUCAGGUGGAAGAGUGAGGAGUCACAGGAUGGCGAAAGCUCAGAAACAGAAUCUGGUGAACCUGCAGAGGCAUUGCUUGUACUGAAGUACGGUGGUGUGCUGACUCACGCUGGACAUAAGCAGGCGGAGACUUUGGGACGGGACUUCAGGAAUAACAUGUACCCAGGGGAGGGUACAGGGCUCUUACGACUCCAUAGCACAUAUCGGCAUGACCUCAAGAUUUACAGCUCAGACGAAGGACGAGUGCAGAUGUCUGCAGCAGCUUUCACGAAAGGGCUUCUCGACUUGGAAGGAGAACUAACUCCUAUUCUGGUUAGCUUGGUGAGCAAAGAUUCUCCUAUGCUUGAUGGCCUGGAUACAGCCAGUGUGGAGAUGGAGGAAGCGAAGGCAAGGCUGAACGAGGUGAUGACACAAGAUGGUCCACCACCAGCAAAGCCACUGGAAGGGGAGGACAGACCAUGGAUGGUUGAAUGUGGGGGUAUUUCAGCAAACACCCUGUCGAAGCUGCGCCGAGUGGUGGUCCUCAUGAAGGACUUAACUUUUCAACUAAAGAAACUCUGCAAGGAUGAGGAGGAGAGGCAGAUAGCAACAGAGCAGCUGACCGAGGAGCAAUGGACUUCCCAUGAGGCUCAAGCUCUCGGAAAGAAGAACAUGGAAGUGGACAGAAUUGCUGCAGGUCUUCCAUGUGGGAGUGAAGGCUUCCUGUUGAUGCAUGCAAGGUGGAAGAAACUCGAGCGGGAUUUCUUCAACGAGCGGAAAGACCGUUUCAAUAUCAGCAAGGUGCCAGACAUCUACGACUCAGCAAAGUAUGAUGUUAUUCACAAUGAUCACCUAGAGCUGGAGGGACUCCAUGAGCUUUAUGUAAUCUCAAAGGAACUGGCAGAUGGUGUUGUGCCGAAUGAGUACGGACUGAACCCAAGGCAAAAGCUGAAGAUUGGAUCAAAGAUUGCCCGCCGGCUUCUCGGGAAGAUCCUUAUUGAUCUCAUGAACACCAAGGACGAGGCCAUCAACGUUGUACAGCUCAUGUCCAAUCUCAGCAGAGGCUUGUCGCCCAAUGGUAAGCACUCAGGUUCAAACUUGAGUCACGUGAAACAUGUCCAUACAAAUGGGGCCUCAGCUUCCCACGCCAAUGAGAAGAGUCGAUCACAAACAUCUGGCUCUUCAAGUCCUCAAGGGAAAUCUUCUCGUAGUCAAGCCAAUGGCGACGUGGACAUAAACCCUGCGAUUUUGAAUGUAAGGAACUCUGUGUUCGAGUACAUAAAUAGUCAUAACAAUGGGAAUUCGUCAAGCUCCACUUCAGACGGGAUGCCAGCAAUCUUGGGAACAAGCUCACGUCCUGAUGGUCCUCGACGGGACUCCAAGUCGAGUGAGAUAUCUAGAGGUAAUUGCUCAGAGGCAGAAGAAGACGAAUCCGACAAGGAGGCUCAGUAUCGGCUUGAUCCAAAGUAUGCUAAUGUUCGAACACCCGAGAGACAUGUCAGAACGCGGCUGUACUUCACCUCUGAGUCACAUAUGCAUGCUCUUAUCAAUGUGCUUCGGUACUGCCAGCUGGAUGAGUCACUUGCUGGGGAGCAUGCUCUUGUCUCGGAUGACGCACUGUUAAGACUUCAUCAAACAACUGAGCUUGACUACCUCACUCACAUUGUCGUGAGGAUGUAUGAGAAUAUUGAGGUCCCCAUAUCCGAUUCUAGGCGUUUCCGAGUGGAGCUAUUAUACAGCACUGGAGCAUCUUUUAAUCCAUUGGAGGUGUCACCCCGAGGGAGAGAUCAUACCUUGCCGGUCCAGCCGACUAUGCUGUUGCAGAAAGAGGGGUCAGAGCUGUCACUGGAGACUCUGGAGAAAAUGCUGAAGCCAUUUGCAAUGCCUGCAGAAGAUUUCCCGCCUGCAAGCACGCCGAUGUCCUAUGCCUCCCUUUUCUCAAAAGUGAGAGAGUGCAUGCUCGUGGAAUAUCCAGGGAGAUCGCCUGUGAGUGAUACGAGUACCACCCCAUAUACGAAAGAGCAGGAAGAGAGUGUCGCCGCCAUAUUGAAAGAAAGAAAGGAGAAGGAGGCCAAGAAACAGACCCUGUUGGAAGCGCAGGCGGCGAAGAAGAAGAAGCUUGAAGAGGAGAUGGAAAAGUUGAAGAAAGAAGAGGAGGAGAAACUCAAAGAAGUAGAAGAAGAAGAGGAAGAAGAGGAGAUACCCCUGGUGAGGACUGUGAGGAGAAAGGAAAGAGGGGAAUCAAGUGGCGUCAGUGAAGAUGAGAGGAAACUAGAGAAGAUGGUGUCGGAGUGGGUGGCUAACUUAUCCCUGGGGGAAGAUGAAGAAGCGUUGAUGUACAUUCCCCAGGCCGAGAGGGAUGUUGGUGUGGCAGAGAUAAAGGCCCUGACUGGCCCGCUAGAGCAGCAAACCAGAAGGAGGCGCAUAGCGGCGGCCACCGAGUUAGAGAAGGAAUUGGCUGCCGCAGCAGAACAACAUACUAAUGCGCUGACACAAGGGGGCUUGCAGAGCAAGGUGGAUGCGAUCGCAAAAGGCAUAGAUGUAUUGAUUCGCGUCCAACAGGAGCAGAUGCAUACUUCAAAGGGCCAUGACAUAGCCCUACAGUCCAUCCGAGUAGGGUUUAGAGACUUUGCCCAUGAUAUGAUGAUGCGGAUGGGCUCUGAGAUGCAGGCCCGUGUGAAGAACACAGAACAGUUCUGUGUUGGCACUAUAGAGGGCACAAAGAUUGCAGUCCCAAAGGAGGAGGAGGCACGCCCGCGUAGGGAACGAGGUAAAGUAAAGUUUCUUGACGCCUACAACAGGAGACAGGGGGAAGACUUUGACAAUUGGGAGGCUAACAUCAAUUCCUACAUGCACCUCCAGGAUAUUAUCCCUGAGGAGCAGGUCCUCGUCGCGUUCCAUGCCCUUAGAGACGAAGCGUCUAGCUUCGCUAGGUCGUUAGCCCGCACCACCAAAUGUGACAAUGAUAUGGUGGCAUAUUCCACCAUCACUCCCCUCAAUGAAUUCCUAAAGUUCCUUCACGAACGUUUCGCGGAUGUAACUAAGGGAAUCAAGGCCUCAGAUAAGUUCCAGACAAUCCACACACGUCAGUGGAAGAGCGCAAGGACACUUAAGGGAGCCAUGGAUGAGCUUGUCGCGGUCCCAAACCAUGGGCUUACUGAGCCACAGUUGGUUCAGUUAUUCUAUUGUGCGAUGCCCGAAAGUUUGCACAAGCACUUCUACGACAAGUCGCGAGAACAAGGGAUGACGUAUGAUAAGUUGAGUCGUGAUGUCGUAGCCUACGAGGCCCAAAUCCACGACGGUCACUGCCUUUUGGCACAAAGAUUUUGACAAGGGUAAAAAGUGGAAGGGCUGGACCAUUUCAGGGCAUGUUAAGGGGAAGGAUAGCCUGAUCCUGACAUUGGAUGAAGGAGGAAUGCAAAAUGUUCCGUAUAGCGAGAUAGA